AUGCACAAACAUGAUUUCCUCCCAUCUGCACCUGGACUAGGAAUGUAUGUAAAUGUAAAAGCUCCGAAUGAUGAGGUAAGCAGGCUUUUAUUCUCUUUUCACUUAAAAUACAGCAAAGUAUUCAAAAUAAUAUAAUAAAUAAUACUGUAAACUAGUAUCCAAUAGCCACUCAAGCAAUAAUGUAACCAUUUAUGGACCAAUAUUCUAUACUCAAGUGUAAUGUCCAACACAUUUAACACCCGCAAGGCUGUAUAUCUCUCCAAAUGCAAAAUAAGCAGGGUAUUUCAUAUUAGCACAGGAUAUUUAGAGACCAUAUUGGGUUACUAAGGGGUUUUGUGACCAUUUGUAUUUAUGUAAAGUGCUAUACGUGAUUAACUCUAUUUUCUUUUUGUCUACAGACAUUGUUAUCAAAAUUGUACGGGCCUGAUGGAAAAUUUAUGUUUACCUCACACUCCCCUGGAGAGCACACUAUCUGUAUCCAGUCAAAUUCGACAAAUCUUAUAUCUUUUGGUUCAAACAAGCUGGUAGGUUAAUCACAUGUUGAACCAGCAAAUACACUUAUUGAAUUGCAUAUAAGCUGGCAAUUUGUGGUGCUAUAGGCUCUGCCAGCAUUAUGGGUGUUAGAGCAUUAUAGUCCACAUCUGUAGGUUGCCUACCCCUGAUAUAGCGCAUUCACUCCUCCCCAUCUCUGAAUGUAGGAGUGGUGUUAUCCAUUAGGAAUUUACUAUUAGGAAGGAGAGGAUGAGCUGACAUUUUUAGCACACUUGCAGAUACAUUUGUUCCUCUACAGCAAGCAUGUCAAACUCGCAUCCCACAUGCGGCCCACAAUGAAUAUUUUUGCAGCCCAGCAAGCCGCAAGUUUUCCAUGCUUACUAAAGCAGAGUAGGCACCUGUUCUCCCCACAUUGCAGAUGCCUAUUCUGCCAAAAUUACCCGGCCGGAGAGGAGUGGUCCCUGACGGCAGCGAGGGAGCUCAGUCUUUCUGCUCUUCACUGCUCCCUCACAUGCACCCUCUGUUGUGAUGCCGGGAUAUGACGUCAUUCUGGCACCCGGCAUCCCUAAACUGGGAGCAGGAAGACUGAGCUCCCGAGAGAAGAUCAGAGAAAGGCCCCACUCUAGCUUCCAAAGGUAGGGAGCAAUAAAUAAAAUGAUGCGAGUGUGUGCAAGAAUGUGUAAAUGUGUGUGUCUGUCAACGUGUGUGUCUUUCAGAGAGUGUGUGUCUGUCUGUCAGAGAAUGAGUGUGUGUCUGUCUGUCAGUGUGUGUUGGUCAGUGUUGCAAUGGCCGCGGCUGGACAGUGGAGGACCUGGAGGUGCACGGAGACACGCAACACCAUGUCACAUUCUGACUUAACGUCAAUGUGCUCCACUGUCACAGGUUUUCAAGGAGUAGCAGGAGGAUCCAUUUAGCACAGGAUGCAGACGGCUCCAUUGGGGGUAUACCAGAGGCUGGACUCUGGAGUAGCAUACUGGUAGCGGCAAUGUGAGUGGAGCCUGCUUGUUGGCUAAUAUUUUUUGUUUAGUAGAGGGGGGGGGUGCUGGGAUUUAGUAUAGAGGGGGGGACUGGGGUUUAGUAGAGGGGGGUGUUUUUUUUUAUACUGUACUUUUAAAAACAAACCCAUGUUUCUAUGAAAAUUUAAGGUUGUUUUUUGCGGCCCACAUAUACUUAAACCUUGUUUAUGUGGCCCGUGCUAGCCUUUGAGUUUGACAUGCUUGCUCUAUAGACUAGUAAUUAUUCAUGGAGUAUAAAUGUGGGUGAAUGAGACUUUCUGGGUUACAUUUUGUUUUUCAAAGUAUGUGAACAUAAAUAUGUUUAUACUCAAUUCUGGAACUGAAGGGGUUAAGAAAUAUAGAUUUACAAAUAGCAUGUCCAUGUGCUUCAAGGCAGGUGUAGUGCUGUAAACUCAUGUAGUCUCUGAGCAGAUUGGUACAAGUAGAGCAACUUACACUAUUUUGAAUGACAGACAUUCUAUCUUCAUUUAGCACAAACAUCACAUGGUAGCAACAGCACACCUUCUAUUGCAGCCUUCCACUAUUAAAUUAAAUAAUGUAGCAUUUAUAAUAGCUUACUUGUCAAAAUUCGUGGUACAGACAUAAAAUGUUUAGACCGAGAUUUCAUGGAAAAAUAUUCAAACACACAUCCAUUUAGAGGAAGACAAUUUCACACUCCAUUUUCCCAGGAGCUGUUAUCCUGACUAUGCUAAAGUGAAUGCAAUCAAGCUUCAGAAAUAUAAAACUGAACUAAUAUUGCAGAGACGUGCUGAAAAAGCACUACUGUCUUGCAUUAUUCUACUGCUGUGAUGGAGAGGCCAGUAAAGACUGUAUAGUAAUCACAUGCAAUAAAUAGAUUUACUUCAGAAUUAAACAGUUCACAUUGUCUGGAGUUGUUGUCCAUGUAUUUAAAGGGACACUAUAGGCACACAGACCACUUAAUCUCAUUGAAGUGGUCUGGAUGCAGAGUCCCUGUCCCCCUUAGUCCUGCAAUGUAAAUCAUUGCAGUUUUAUAGAAACUGCCAUGUUUACAUUGCAGUACUAAGACAGACACUAGAGUGGCUUCCAGGAUUUUACUGAACUUUAGUUUGCCUAACUGACACUGCAUCAGGACAUCCAUCGUCUGUUAAAAUCUUCAUAGGAAAGCAUUGGGAGGGCCCAAUGCGCUCACCAUGCAUUAGACCCCCUUCAGAUGAUGUUGGAGGAGGCAGAGGGACACGGUAAGAGUAACAAGGGUUUGUUUUUUUCCGGAAGGGGAGGGGGGGCAGAGGGAACUAUAGUGCUAAUACAGAUUUGCAUUCCUAGCACUAUAGUACUCCUUUAAUGCAAACAUUGACAGGAGAAAUUUUCUGGUAAAGUCAGCAUAGGUUCACAUUCUAGGUUUUUUUCUAACACCCAAGAAUAUUAUUGAUUCACCCUGGUCGAACCACAAUUUGAGCAUUUAUUUUUGCCACAUUCCAUUCCUAGUGGAGAAUGGACAAGAGACAAAUAUGAGGACAAAACAAAGAAACUGAAAAGUAUAUAUAAAAAAAUUCAAAUCACUACAAUUCUUGGUUUCUUGAGUAAAAAUAUAAGUUUGGCUCAUAUAUUUGUGCUUGGAUAUCAUAAUAAAAAAUAAUAAAUAUUUAUUUCACUGAAAGGCAAGUGCAGAUGUUUUUUAUUUUGCAUUUGAAAGACCUUCAGCCUUGAAGAAUUUUGAAUACGCUUUUCAAACUAUUUCAUAUUUUUGGAUAAACUGUUACACUGAAUUAAUAUUAUAAAAACUAUUGAAAUUUUUUGAUCUGUUGAUAGAUUUUUUUAGCUAUAUUAUCUUUUUUGAAAUUGUAAUAUUUUGAAAAUAUUUUAAAACGGUCUUCAAAAGGAUUAAAUUAAUUGAAAAGGUUAUCAAACAAUAUUAAAGCAAGGCCUUUUAUACACACACAUUACAAUGUAACACAAGGUCCUCCUAUUCUUGUAAAUGUAGAUUUGUAUUAGCUACGUGCUGCAGGAAAAUAUGACAAUAGACACCUCUGACAAUUACCUACCCUAGAAAAAUAAACAAAUGAUACCACGAUCCUCGAGUUCUGAGCAAAAAUCUAUAACACACGCCAUUUAAUAGAAACAUGUGACAUUGACAAGAUCUUUGUCAAGUGAAGGUCAAAAUGUUGCUGUAAGGUCACAGGUUUGCACACAUCUGGGGAAUUGCAGGACCAUUUCUUUCACAUCUGGAGUUGCAGCCAGAUUGGCGCAACACAGGUUUCUGUCCCCCUUGCUAUGAUGGAUAGUGGGUGCCUUAUAUUUUAUUAUGGGUGAAAUACGAAUUAGCAAAAACAAAUAAUUCAACUUAAAGGGACACUCCAGGCUUCAAUACAACUUUAAUGCAUUUGAUAGGUUUUGUAAUGUGCUGUAAUUGUUAUAGUUUUUGCAUUAAAUUAUUUUUAAAAAAAAAUUUAAAUACUGUUUUGCAGAAUGCUGCUCUAUAAGCCUGCCUCUUUAGCCACACCUCUCACAUCAGAAAAAUACUUCCUUAUAAAAAGUAUGCACACAGAUCAGCCACUGGCAGCACUAAGUUGUCUGAACUACAAAACAACUUGCAUUAGCAGGACAGGAUGCCUAGGGGGACAUAAAUUAAACCAUGAAUUAUAAGAAUCUCACUCAGUGCUGUUGAGACUCUGUGCAUACCUUUGAUAAGGCAUGCAAGGGUAUAGGAGGGUGCAGAAUUCUGCAAAACAUUUUUUAUUUUUUAUGAGCAAAAACUAUAAGAUGUUGAGCAUGCAAAAAAAAUUAAAAAAUACAGCACCAAAAUCUAUCAAAUGCAUUAAAGUUGUAUUGGUGCCCGAAGUGUCCCUUUAACUUGCACAUGAUGUGACAGAAAAAACAAACACUGAUAAAUCAAUAGUUCACAAUGUAUGAGUACAUUUCUAAAUCUUCAUACAAUUACCAUUUACAUUAAAUUAUACACUAUUUGAUGAUAAAACUACAAGGCUUAUAAAUGUACAAGAAUUGUGGAGAACUUAUUACUUAUGUUAGGGCAAAAUAGCUUUACUAGAAAACAAAAUUUUCCAACUAGACAGCUUUAGUGAAAAAUGUGUAAUCACUAGUCAGUUCUUCACGAAACCUAGUUUAUUGAAUACACCCAACCAGUCUUUACUAUGUGACAAAAUAAAAUUAGACUUUGUGAAUAUGACAAUUGUUAGUUUGAGAUGUAUGUACUAAGUAACCAAGAUUGAUUAUAGCUUUAUUUUCUUUUCAGCGUGUCCACUUUGACAUACAAGUAGGAGAGCAUCCUGUAGAUUAUGCAACCAUUGAUACCAAGGAUAAAGUAAAGCAAGUUACAAACGGUCUUGAGCAUCUCAUGGGGGAAGUCAAUCAUAUAAUUAAAGAACAAGAAUAUCAAAGAGUAAGUUUUCUCUAUACUGGUUAGGACAACUUAAAGGAACUGUAUGGGCACCAUAACAACUUCCUCGAAAUGAAGUUCUUACGGUGCCGAGAGGUCUCGGUUUCUUACCCGAAUCUUACAGGUAAGAUUCUUACGAUCAAAUAGCAGAAAUGGAAUAAAAGUGUGUUCAAGAAAGCACGGCUGCCAUAACAAGUGAAAAACAGGCAUUACACAUAUCCAGCUACUAAACAGGAUCAGGUCACUGACUAUUUAUUUAUACAUCACAAGGGCAGGAGUUGUGACAUGUCUAGCACAAACAAACAAAUCGGGCAAUGGCUAGAAACAAUUGUGCACACAAUAACUAUAAAACAAAAAGAAUGGAGCACGUUGUAAAAACUCAAAGUGGCACUGUCGCCUCCCCCCCCCCCCUUCACCUGAAAAAUUAGUAUUUCAUAAAGAUAGAAUCAUUAUGAAAUACUCAUUGGAACUGUGCUGGAAUUCCAAUGCAGUCAAGAGAUAUACUGAGACUACUUUGUAUCUGUAUAUUUCUUCGAAGCUACCACCAUCUAGAAGUGUCACUCACCUCAGCCGUGACCAUCAGUUAAGAAUUGGCCCUGUCUAUGGAGGAUCCAGCGGUCUCCUCCAUAGCCCGCAGUGACGUAGGCUCCUGGCACUUAAGUGGGACAGAUUUGGGUAAGUAGAACUCACCUUAAAGGACCACUAUAGUGCCAGGAAAACAUACUCGUUUUCCUGGCACUAUAGUGCCCUGAGGGUGCCCCCACCCUCAGGGACCCCCUCCCGCCCGGCUCUGGAAAGGGGUUUAAACUUACCUUUUUCCAGCGCUGGGUGGAGAGCUCUCCUCCUUCUCUCCUCCUCCGUUCCGCCCGUCGGCUGAAUGCGCACGCGCGGCAAGAGCUGCGCGCGCAUUCAACCGGUCACAUAGGAAAGCAUUCAUAAUGCUUUCCUAUGGACGCUGGCGUGCUCUCACUGUGAAAAUCACAGUGAGAAGCACGCAAGCGCCUCUAGUGCUGUCAAUGAGACAGCCGCUAGAGGAUUAGGGGGAAGGCUUAACCCAUUAAUAAACAUAGCAGUUUCUCUGAAACUGCUAUGUUUAUUAAAAAAUGGGUUAACCCUGGCUGGACCUGGCACCCAGACCACUUCAUUAAGCUGAAGUGGUCUGGGUGCCUAGAGUGGUCCUUUAACCUGCCCCCCAGCCACCAGCGAUGAUGUCAACAUUAGGGGUCUUUGCAAAUUCUGCAAAGUCCCCAGAUGCUGACAGUGCCGCUUUAAUGUCCGAGCUUAAAGGAUCACUAUAGGGUCAGGAACACAAACAUGUAUUCCUGACCCUAUAGUUUUAAAUCCACUCCCCUGGACCCCUCAUUCCUCCAUAAAUAUAGUAAAAAUCUUACUUGUAUUCAAGCCUGAAGCUGCUGGCUCUGCCCUGUCUGCCUCAGAAAAACAAGCUGUCUGCUGACAUCAUACGAAGUGGUAGCCUAAUCCAAUCACAAUGCUUCCCCAUAGGAUUGGCUUAGACUGACAAAGAGGCAGAUCAGGGGCACAGCCAGCAUGAUUCAAACACAGCCCUGGCCAAUCAGCAUCUCCUCAUAGAGAUGAAUUGAAUCAAUGUAUCUCUAUGAGGAAAGUUCAGUGUCUGCUUGCAGAGGGAGGAGACACUGAAUGUUUGGAUGCAUUUUAGGCAGCCAUGACCCAGGAAGGAUCUCUAACAGCCAUCUAAGGAGUGGCCAGUGAAGUUAUCACUAGGCUGUAAUGUAAACACUGAAUUUUCUCUGAAAAGACAGUAAUUACAGCAAAAAGCCUGAAGGUAAUGAUUCUACUCACCAGAACAAAUUCAAUAAGCUGUAGUUGUUCUGGUGACUAUAGUGUCCCUUUAAGAUGAAGGAAAAUUUGGCAAAGGAUGUAGCUUAAAAAAAAUACAAAAAAGAAAAGCCUUCUUCCUGGUUGCUUAGUCUGGCUGGGAAGAACUGUGAGUAGCCAUAAGAGAAAUAAACUAUGCAUGACAAAACAAAAUUGGAAAGACAAAGUACAUGCAAAUAUGCAAAAAUGAUAGAUACCUGUAUUAAAUCCCCUAAAACUGUCAGCAAUAAAAUUGUAACAGCUCUUGCUAAGUGGCUCUUGGAAUUUGCCCAGUCUCCAGUGGGCUUUACAAAAUUAAACAAACAUUUGCGAUCAGGAAUGAAUGCUCCAUAAUAACACUGGACCAACAAUGAAUCUAUGAAACAGACAAAGAUCCACACAUAUGAAUAUUCUUUUUUUUUUUUUUUACAAACAGUUAUAAAAAACAAUAUACUAUUAUAUUACAAAUGUUAAAUUUUAUAAAGAUUAAAGAAAUUAUACAAGUGCAUUGACUUGAUACAUGCAGAAAAUGUUUCCUUGCUUGGAACACAAUAUUUAUGAUUAACAUAUGGUAAUAAAGAUAUAUUACAGCCCUGUGCGUAUGGUAAUUCACACAUACAAUAAUAAUGCCUUGAUCUCCAAGACAAAAUAUUGCAAUUAAUAGAGUUGUAUUUUUAUUAUCACACAGCUACGAGAGGAACACUACAGGCAAAAGAGUGAAGACACUAACAGCAAUGUGUUGUGGUGGGCGAUUGCACAGACUGUGAUCCUAACUUCUGUUGGAAUCUGGCAAAUCAAACGCUUUAAAGAUUUCCUCAUUGCAAAAAAAGUUGUUUAA
Pelobates cultripes (western spadefoot toad) is the source of this 7537-nucleotide messenger RNA. Lineage: Eukaryota; Metazoa; Chordata; Amphibia; Anura; Pelobatidae. The record is from the annotation of a GenBank genome assembly.